CGCCCGCUCUCGGCCGUUUCGGCAGCGUGCCUUUGUUUCCCUGAGAUCGAACGAGAAAAUGGUCGCUUCGAUUCGUUCGCAAUCACCGCCCGUUGAAUUUCCCCGUCGGCUUGACGCUCGUACAGGUUAGGUGACGGAUCGGGUGACAGUAGCGUGUGAAGUUAGGCGGAUGUUUACCGGCGGGAAAUGCAAAUCUGUUUACAGCAAUUGAUUUUUUUUAACGACACGUGGAAAGGAUGGCCGUCGAUUAUUCCAGCAAUUUAUUGAAAAACGUUCACGAGAAUUUAGCCUCGCCGGACAGUGGCGAGACGUUUUUGGUGCGAGGGCAUUACGAGUACUGGCACUACGGUUGCGACGGUUUCGAUGACAGGGGCUGGGGGUGCGGGUACAGGACGCUGCAGACCAUCUGUUCGUGGAUCAUAAAUAACGACAACUUGGAAAAACUUGUUCCAAGCAUUAAUGAAAUACAAGAGACCCUCGUCGCAACGGGAGAUAAAGACGGAACGUUUGUCGGGUCGAGAGAAUGGAUAGGAAGUUUCGAAGUGUCCAUUGUUGUGAAUCAACUUUACGAUGUUCUUAGCAAAAUAAUUCACGUCCCGAGCGGAAAGGGACUGGUCGACCAAGUGGAUAACAUUAAAAGACACUUGCUGUAUUGCGGCAGUCCGAUUAUGAUGGGUGGAGACAGGGACUGUUCUAGCAAAUGUAUAGUAGGAUUACACGUCGGGAACGAAAAUGUAUAUCUGUUGAUCGUAGAUCCGCACUUGAUUGGAAAAGCGAAAAGUGCGGAACGUUUAAUGAAAGAUCAAUGGGUGAAGUGGCAAAAUUUGGAUGAUUUCGUCGGCAGCUCGUUUUACAAUCUGUGUUUACCACUGCUCAAGUAUCGCGGAGCGGUCGUCAAAUAAGAUUAAAUAUAUUAUAAUAUUUGUACGAAAUAAUAGUGUAACAUUUUCGCGGGAUAAAUAUUAAAAGUUAAAUGCGAACCCGAA
Molecule: messenger RNA, 986 nt
Organism: Vollenhovia emeryi
Lineage: Eukaryota; Metazoa; Arthropoda; Insecta; Hymenoptera; Formicidae
Gene: Ufsp1
Product: ufm1-specific protease 1
Exons: 4
Coding region: 237-902 (221 amino acids)
Source: RefSeq, a predicted model, not a curated record